GAAUAUCAACGAAACCGAGCUACGAAAUUUCAUCUACUGAAGGGUAGCGACGGUAAAAACUAUUAUAGUUUUAAUUUCACCAAAACCGAAUUGGGAAUUUCCAGCAAAGGAACAUCACCUGCCAUGGUGUUCCAAGAUGGCGGUUUGUACAGCUUCACACUAAAUGCUGUUUAUGAUGAAGGAAGCUGUGGACAUAAUAGCCACAUAUCUCGAGGAACCGUUCGCCUAACAGUAAUGAAGUCUGGAGACUUUUCAAGCGUCGUCAAUUUCACAGACAGGUUUUCGAGCUAUAUGAACCGAAGAUGGAUGGUCCGUGCAUAUUUAAAGUUUCAGACAGAAUUUCGGCCGGGCGAAGGAUUGCUGAUCAAUACUAACUACAUUGACUGUGUCGUAUGGAACAAAACAUACCUCAGUGUCACUAAGAAAACAACUAAAUUUCUACGAACCCGGACGAUGAAAUCGUAUCCAUUAAUUGACGAAUACGGCCAAAACUAUCUAAGGUUCAAUUUCACCAAUUCUGAAUUUGGAAUUUUUGGCAAAGGAACAUCACCUGCCAUGGUGUUCCAAGAUGGCGGUUUGUACAGCUCUACUCUAAACGACGUUUAUGAUGAAGGAAGCUGUGGACAAAACAGCCAUAUAUCUCGAGGAACCGUUCGCUUAAGAGUAAUGAAGUCUGGAGACUUUUCAAGCGUCGACAAUUUCACAGAAAGGUUUUCGAGCUAUAUGAACCGAAGAUGGAUGGUCCGUGCAUAUUUAAAGUUUCAGACAGAAUUUCGGCCAGGCGAAGGAUUGCUGAUCAAUACUAACUACAUUGACUGUGUCGUAUGGAACAAAACAUACCUCAGUGUCACUAAGGUCAGCAGCAGCAGCAGCAGCAGCAGCAUCAGCAUCCUCGUCGUCGUCGUCAUCGUUACGUUUGCUCAACAAGUUAUGACUCUUCCAUUUCAAUUUGCUUUCUUCUUUUCUUUAAAAUCACUUUAAAUCAAAUUUUAACUUGGCACAUCUUAUUGAAAUAUUGCCUAUAAAAACAUCGUACCAUUUACCAGAUGUAUACAAUGUUCCUGGAGUAUAUUAUUAAACAAAAGAUUCGGUAUAUAACCGUAUAGUAACUCGGUAUAUAACCGUAUAGUAACUCGGUAUAUAACCGUAUAGUAACUCGGUAUAUAACCGUAUAGUAACUCAGUAUAUAACCGUAUAGCAAUAAAGCUUUAUCUACUAAAUUUUUCACAUAAAAUCUGUAUCAUUGAAAACAUCUUUCUAGAGUAACGCGACAUUUGAAUAGGUAAAUGUGAAAUCCGUAUAGUACAAUUAUAACGUUAUUAAUGAAAUUGACAUCUCCACUUCAAUAUUGGAAAAGUUUAAAGAGCUCCGAUUGGUGACCGGCCGGUAGGUCCUAGUAGGUAGACUAUAUUGUGAGAUAAAGAUAAGAUAGAUAAAUUUUAUUACCAGUGCAGGACCUUUUGAUCCUCUAUACCAGACUUUGGUUUGUUUGUUUCUGUUUAACGUCCUAUUAACAGUCAGGGUCAUUUAAGGACGUGCCAGGUUUUAGAGAUGGAGGAAAGCCGGAGUACCCGGAGAAAAACCACCGGCCUACGGCCAGCACCUGGCAACUGCCCCACGUAGGUUUCGAACUCGCAACCCAGAGAUGGAGGGCUAGUGAUACCGGACUCCGAAAUAUGAUUAUUACAAUAAAUAGAAUCAAUAAAUUGUGACAACAGUUACAAGUCCUAUAUAAUGUCAUACUUAUAUUUAUAUAAAAGAUCGUGCUUUUCCCUAUGAUUAUCUAGUCUGUUUUUGAAAUAAUUAACUGUUGGUGCUAGGACAUCAUGUUCUGGGAGAUUGUUCCAUAUUCUAACAACGCGCAGACCGAAAACGUGUUUCCUUCUAUCUAGCCGAGAAUGCUACGGGCUUGAAGCAACCAUUUAUCAAUCCAAGCUGUGCCUGGUGAUCCAGAUCAGUAUUUCCCUGUAUGUAUCUGAAUAACUUGGUGUCGUCCGCAAAGACAUAAACAUCUGUCUGAAUAGUAUCUGGUAAGUCUUUUAUGUAGAUGACGAACAAUGCUGGCCCGAGUACCGAUCCCUGGGGAACUCCGGAGGAUACAUCGCUCCAGUUGGAAUGUUUGUCCUUUAAAGGAACUCUCUGUUUCCUGUUGACGAUGGAGCUGGCCGUCCAUUUGAUAAAUGUUUCACCGAUACCGUAAGAUGACAUUUUGCUUAAAAGUCUUUUGUGAGGAACAGUAUCGAACGCCUUCUGGAAAUCCAAUAUAUAUACAAUCGAUCGAAUGCCUAUUAUCUACUUGUUCAGUCCAUUCAUCUAAAACUUUCAGAAGUUGUAAUGACGUGGACCUUCCAGCCAUAAACCCGCAUUGCUUAUUUGAAAAGAACGCGUUUUGUUUCAUAUAUUCUGUGAUGUGACCCCUUAGCAAAGUUUCUAGCAUUUUGCAUACAAUUGAUGUCAAACUAACCGGUCUAUAAUUCCCUGGUUCGCAUUUAUCUCCCUUUUCAAAAAUUGCUGUUAUCGGAGCUUUUUUCCAAUCAUCUGGUACAGUAGUGGUUUCCAGCGAAAUAGUGAAUAACUUUGCUAAAGGUGAUGCAAUCGUUUCUGCCGUUUUCUUGAGAAAUAUUGGAUGUAUUCUAUCUAUUCCUGGCGACUUAUUAAUCUUUAAUUUCAAAAGUUCUUUUAAAACCAAGUCACGGGUUAUACACAAUGGCUACAUCGGAGAAACGAUGUCUCUAUAUGGAAGGGAGGGGAUUUCUGAUUCUUCAUCUGGUUCCGUAACAAACACACUUUUGAAAGAAGAAUUUAAAAUAUUCGCCUUUUCCAUGUCAUUUUGUUCUUUACGAGAGUGUUUAAUUGUUACCAGGUUCUGUAUAUAUAUCUCCAAUUUCAGCUUUUGUUUUUGACUUGAUUGAAUGUAUUUCCAUAUUGCUUUUGGGUUGCUUUUUGCGUCCACAGUUUGUAAAUCUUCAGAAAUCAUCUUCUAUUUAGUCAUAAGGCCCAGAUGCUUGAUAUUUGACCUGUAGCAUGAUUGGGUGAAGUUAUACAAGAUUUGUUAAAAUGUCAACAACCUUGACAUGUAUUCAAGGUCACACAGGACAGAUAUGCUAAAAUGCUUAAAACACUUUUUUCAAUAGCAAAGAGGUCUAGAGAAGUAGAAGCUUGCUUUAAAAUAUAAGGUGCUUGCUUUGAAAUAUCGUUUAGACCCCGAGGUCAAAGGUCAAUGUAACCAUGUACAGUAUAUUUCUAAUUCACCUGAGCAGAGUAUGCUUUAAUGUAAGACUUUAUCAAGAUCUAUCUUGUGCUUGCUUGCUAGGAUAACUUAUCAGACCUGUUGGUCUAUGUCACUGUUACUAAAGAAAGUAUCAGGCUUGGAGGUCAAAGGUUACAGAAACUGUUACUAUAAAUGGAGAAAAAAAUCAUGCAAAUUACUUUGAUUACAGUUGAGGCUAAAUAUAUGCUUUCAGACUUCGUCCAGUGCUUUAUCAAUGAAAGACUGCUUUCUAUAAAUAAAAAAGUAUAAGAACCCAAUACUGGCUCAUAUAGAUUUUUUUACUCUUUAAUGAACACUGGGGGUAGAUACAAGAGCAUUUUAAAUGCAUCAAUAUAUAUUAUAUAAAUAGCUUGUGAUAUAUUUUCUUUAUCCAGGGUUACACAUUUAGACAAGUCUAAUUUAUACUACGACCCUGCAUCAAUACAUAGUUAUCACAGAUAAACAAAAU
Messenger RNA from Pecten maximus, 3719 nucleotides. RefSeq lists its product as uncharacterized. The record is from RefSeq and is a predicted model, not a curated record. NCBI's taxonomy places the organism in Eukaryota, Metazoa, Mollusca, Bivalvia, Pectinida, Pectinidae. Bases 124 to 981 code for a protein of 285 amino acids. The transcript has 2 exons.